AUGUGGUUAAUUGCACAUCAACAUUUAAAUGUAAGGUUUGCGCAAAACCACAUCACACUCUCUUGCAUCAUUCGCAAUUACCAAUUACCAACGAAUAUUAAGAGCGCGGGAUCAUCACGACGCACAGAACACGCCGCUAUUCCCAACGACAACGUUGGCAGCCAUUCCCAUCUUAACAUGUCAUCGACCGAGCAAAUAAUUCUAGCCACUGCAUUGGUUUUAGUGAAGGACUCAUCGGGAAGUUAUCAAGUGGGUAGAGCCUUACUUGAUUCAUGCUCUCAGGUCAACUUCAUAACGGAGGAGUUUUCAAAGAAGCUUAGUGUAUCAAAACAUAAACAUCGCCUGCAUGUUUCCAGUAUUUGUAGUUCGUUGGCCAAUGUAAAGUAUCAGACGCUCACAUCCAUCAAAUCUCGUCAUUCAAAUCUUGAACUUGCUUUAAACUUUGGUAUUACGAAUCACAUCGCAUAUCAGCCAAGUUCUGAAAUCAAUAUAUCGUCGUGGAAAGUUCCACCAAAUACACCUCUCGCCGAUGAACAAUUCUUUAAAUCCAAGCGCGUUGACCUUUUGCUUGGAGCUGAAAGUUUCUUUGACAUUUUGUCUGUCGGUCAAAUCAAACUAUAUGAAAAUCUUCCAGUACUACAAAAAACACUAUUAGGAUGGAUCGUAUCUGGCAAGUGCAAGGGUCAGCCAUUUGCAUCACCAGCAGCAAAAUGCCUAUUAUCAUUUGAAGAUACAGUUUCCGAUCAAUUAGAAAUGAUGUGGAAUAUAGAGGAAGUGCAACCGGCUUCAAAGUCAUGGUCACCAGCACAUGUUGCGUGUGAGUCAUUAUAUCGUGAAACGGUCCACCAAAAUGCGAUGGUUCGGUUACCAUUCAAAGAUUCACUAGAUUGUCUUGGCUUGACACACAAUAUCGCCUUACACCAUUUUUGUUCUGUAGAACGGCGCUUGUCAUCUAAUCGUGCACUGAAGCAAGACUAUCAAGAAUUCAUGAAACAAUAUCGAGAGCUCGGACACAUGUCGCGUGUUGAGACUCCGAAAACCAACGAAUCACAUUAUUAUAUCCCUCAUCAUUGUGUUUUAAAACAGUCGAGCACAUCGUCCAAGCUGAGGGUGGUUUUUGAUGCGUCAUGUCCAACAACAUCGCAACGUUCAUUAAAUGAUAUUCUACUGGUCGGCCCGACCAUUCAGUCGGAGUUAUACUUGUUGCUACUUCAAUUUCGUUUGCACCGAUAUGCCUUGACGGCUGACAUUGUCAAGAUGUACCGACAGAUACUGAUAGAUAAACCAGAUCGAUAA
Messenger RNA from Teleopsis dalmanni, 1296 nucleotides. RefSeq lists its product as uncharacterized. The record is from RefSeq and is a predicted model, not a curated record. Bases 1 to 1296 code for a protein of 431 amino acids. The transcript has a single exon. NCBI's taxonomy places the organism in Eukaryota, Metazoa, Arthropoda, Insecta, Diptera, Diopsidae.